AUGGGCGGCGGCGAUCUCAACUUGAAAAAGUCCUUCCAUCCUGCGCUUCGGCGCAAUCAACAGGCCGUCUGGGACGAGGAGCAAAAGGCCCUCGCCGAACGAAAACGAACCCAGCAGCGCCUCGAUGAGAUCAAAGAAGAGCGCGCAAAGGAGGAAGUGCAGCGCCAACUCGAGGCCGCAGGCGGCAAAAAGAAAGUCGACCGUGUAGAAUGGAUGUACCAAGGCCCCAACGACGGGCAGACUGGCACCACCGAAGAAACAGAAGCAUACUUACUGGGAAAGCGACGCAUCGAUAAUCUCAUCAAGGGCACCGAACACAAGAAAUUGGAGAAGGAUGCAGGCACCGAAAGCUUUAUGGCGCUGCAGAAUGCGAAUACCGCGCGCGACACAGCUGCCAAGAUUCGCGAAGACCCGUUACUCGCGAUCAAACGACAGGAACAAGCUGCCUACGAAGCCAUGAUGAACGAUCCGGCCAGGCGCCGCCAGCUACUCGCAUCGAGGGGUAUCGAUGAAGAGAAGAAAGACAAGUCACGGAGAAAGGAGGACAGACACAGGAGGAGACACCGCCAUCGUAGCGCAGACGGGGAGGACAGACAUCACCGAAGAAGACGUUCCUACUCGCGAUCGCAAAGUCCACGUCGACGUGAUGGCUCAAGAGAGGAUCGGCACAGACGACGCAGGGAUGAUAGCAGGGACAGACAUUCACGAAGACGCGACGGUUCCGACGAAGGGGGUAGACGCGACAGGGAUAACCGCAGCGGCGGAGACAGACAUCGACACGAUGGCGAUAGACGACAUAGCGACGAGCCUCGUGACGAGCGCCGAGACAACCGCCGUGAUGAGCGUCCGCGAGACAACAACCGCCAAUACUCAAGAAGAAGCUACCCCAGCGACCGUCGCCCACGCCACAACGAAGAAGAUGACAAGGCCAAGGAAGAAGAGCGACAGCGCAAACUAGCAGCUAUGCAGUCUGCAGCAACUGAACUGGACGUCGACAGGCAGGAACGCUUGGCUGAUCUUGAGAAACGGGAACAAGCUGCUAGAGAAGCAGAUAAUAAAGCCAGAGAGCGAGGUGGUGAUCGUGGAUUUGUGAAUAAAUUGCAUCAGCAAGCUGAACACAAGGGAUUGGCGGAGCGCAUGGGUGGAGCACGUCGUGGAUAUCAAAAGGACGAUGAUUAA
Fusarium pseudograminearum CS3096 is the source of this 1179-nucleotide messenger RNA. RefSeq lists its product as uncharacterized. NCBI's taxonomy places the organism in Eukaryota, Fungi, Ascomycota, Sordariomycetes, Hypocreales, Nectriaceae. Gene Ontology annotation, cellular component: U2-type spliceosomal complex. The coding region runs from base 1 to 1179 and encodes 392 amino acids. The record is from RefSeq and is a predicted model, not a curated record. The transcript has a single exon. Gene Ontology annotation, biological process: mRNA splicing, via spliceosome.